Messenger RNA from Melanotaenia boesemani (Boeseman's rainbowfish), 3290 nucleotides. RefSeq names its product signaling receptor and transporter of retinol STRA6 (gene stra6). The record is from RefSeq and is a predicted model, not a curated record. The transcript has 18 exons. Gene Ontology annotation, biological process: vitamin A import into cell. Lineage: Eukaryota; Metazoa; Chordata; Actinopteri; Atheriniformes; Melanotaeniidae. Bases 402 to 2396 code for a protein of 664 amino acids. Gene Ontology annotation, cellular component: plasma membrane. Gene Ontology annotation, molecular function: signaling receptor activity; retinol transmembrane transporter activity.
GACCACUUCUACCACCAGCCACUGGUCCAGCAACACUACUUCAAAAGUAGAUGUAAUCCCAGUAAGCCACAGGCUCCUGGUGUGGUGGUAACCCUCAGCUGAAAUAGGGACCCAAAGCAGGGUAGAGGCAACACACAGCAGCCGGGACCUGUCACAUUACUGUCAGCACUACUGCUGGACCCGGGCACCUGAAUACAGGCUGUGAGGGAGGGUAGCAGAGUGUGAGUGAGAGUAGACCAAACACAGGGAAACAAGGACGUCUCUGCAGCAGAGUCCAGCGUGGGCCUUGGAAGACACUUUUUCCCCUUGAGGCAGAGGGAUCACAGCUGUGUGUUGCCAGAGACUGUUGUUAAAAUUAUUCCAGUUCCUCUGCAAGUUCUUUUUGAAAAAGAGCAAGCACAAUGGAUAAGGAUGCUAUACAGGACUAUGAGUACCCUGACCUGGAUCCUCUGCCAACAAAACUUGAACCAGAAAAAAUCUCACCAUGUGACCCCACUGCUGAUGACAUGCUCUAUCAUUUAUGCAUCACUGCCAUAUCUCUGGUCAUCAUGCUGAUCCUAGCCAUUUUAGCCAGGCGUGCAAAGGUGGGCGACAGACAGAAAGGUCUCUCAGGUUUACUCAGUCCUGUCAACUUCCUGGACCAUACACAGCACAAGGGCCUGGCAGUGGCUGUGUUUGGAGUGCUUUUGUGCAAACUGUGGGGUCUUCUCAUCUCCCCAAAUCCCCUCCCUUUCACAACAGACUCAAAGAAUAAACAGAACUGGGUGAUUCUGGGAGUCUUCUACUACCCCGCACUAUACUACCCUCUCCUGGCAUGUGGCACUUUACACAAUAAAGUUGGCUAUGUACUUGGCAGCCUCUUGUCAUGGACACACUUUGGUGUAUUGGUCUGGCAGAAAAUUGACUGUCCCAUGACAUCUCUGAUACACAAACACUACUCCCUCUUCUCCAGCCUGCCCCAGAUAGCCUGCUUAGCAUUUCUAAGUUUCCAGUAUCCACUGCUUCUGUUCAAGGGCUUCAAGGGUACAGAAAAGACCAAUGCCACAGAGGAUCUCAGCAGCAGCUACUAUAAAGACUAUGUUAAAAAAAUGCUUAAUGAGAAGAAGCCCAGCAAACUGAGCACAUCAAGCUCGGACAAGCCCAAACUCCCUCAAAGAAUAGUUGAUGCUGUGAAGUCAUACAUUUACACACCAGAGGACGCUUUCCGAUUCCCCCUGAAGUUGGCAAUAUGUGGUGUAGUAUCUUUCAUAGCCCUGUAUCAGAUGGGUCUUGUAUUGAUCUCAUCAGUGGUGCCAACUCUCCAGACCGCCCGGUAUGGAGUGGAUGAAGAUAUUGCAAAUGUCUUAGCCGGCUUCAGGAUUAUUCUGUCUCCUGACAAACACGAAGUUGUUAGAAUUGUGGUGUAUUACAUGUGGUGUGUGGAAGUGUGCUACAUUUCAGCAAUGACCCUGUCUUGUUUGGUCAACUUGGCUAUGCUCAUGCGGUCUAUGGUUCUGCACCGGUCAAAUCUGAAAAGUCUGUACAGAGGAGAUAUCUACAAUGUCUACAACUGCCAGCGCAGUAUCAGGGCAUCCAGACCAGCACUGGUCUGUUGGAUGGGAUACACCAGCUUCACAGCAGCUCACAUCUGCAUCGGCAUGAUCAUCCAGACCUUGGUGUUCUUCCUGUGCCUUCUGAUCGCCGUCUUCCUCAUAAUCAUACCCAUCCUGCACAGGCAGAAUCUGAUUCUCUUUCAGAUUUUGUGGAGCAUGUGGCCCUUCUGGCUGAUGAUUCUCUUGGCUGUGUUGAUUCAACAUAUCACCGCCAGGUUUUGCUUUAUCAAAAAAACAGCAGGCACAAGAGACUUACACAACAGGGGUAAUCUGUUCCUGCUCACAUACCUGCUGUUUCCUGUCAAUGUUCUGAUUGGGGUCCUACUGGCUCUCUGGCGAAUGAUUAUCACAGCCCUGUUUAACAUUGUCCACAUGGGACGUACGGACAUCAGUCUUCUUAACCGCAAUGUGGAGGCAUUUGACCCAGCUUACCGCUGCUAUGCUCAUUAUCUGAAGAUUGAAGUGAGCCAGUCUCACCCUGUGAUGAAGGCCUUCUGUGGGCUGCUGCUACAGUCUGUGGGCCAGGACAGCAAAGCUGCGCAGGCGUCUCGGGAUGCCGAAGAGGGGAUCCAGCUGGUUCAGCAGGAGAAGAAACAGCACAAAGUGUCCAGUGCCAAGAGAGCCCGCAGGCACUGGCAGCUCCUGUACACCCUGGUCAACAACCCCUCCCUGGUGGGCACCAGGAAGCACUUCCAGCAUCAGACCACAGAAAGCUUCCUUAAUGGAAGCCUUAACCGCAGCACCAAGGAGGAGAGUAAGAAGGAGGCGGCAACCAAGGAGGCAGCGGCCACCGCCAGCAACUGAACAAGAAUACAAUCCUAACAUUGUAUUGGCUGCAGAGGCUCUAGGUUUGAGUCAAAUACUGUUGUAUACUAUUUGUCCAAACCUACAGUAUAUGUGUCUGCAUUUGGCAAUAGAAGUGUGUUCUAGCUUGAUGCCUCAUGUAGAGAUAUAAUGAAUCUUUCCUAUUUAUCUGGAGACUGAGUCCUUUCUUUGCUCUUUGUGUUAUCUUAUUUGUAUUUAAGGGCGUCAGUCUUAGGUCUGAUGGGAAAGCUUGGGUGGCACUGAUUCAUCUAAAAUAAUUUUCAGUACAUUUAUGUGGUUAUUUUGGGAUAGAACUUAUCUGCCCUAGAUUUUAACCUUAUCACGUUUUCCUAUACAGUGCAGAAGAUGCAAAUUUACACUUGCCGAAACUACCACAUGGAUGUGCAACCCACUGAAACAUCCUUUUUAAAGAGGGUAUUUAUAUAGAAAAAGAGAAUUAUUUAUGAAUAAACAAAUUUAAGUAUUUUAAUAGACUGGCCAAUGAACGCUCUUUUUUUUCAACUCAUUUGGCUACAUUUUGUGUAAUUAAUUUAGUAACCUGUGCAAUAUAGGAGCUACUGGAGAAUUACGCCUUUUCUCUGUUUUGUUUGUAGAAUAUCAAGUCUAAAACCACUUGCUGCUGGCUAAACUCUUUUCUGGUUUCUCAUGUUCAUCCCGUUGCUUGUCUCUGCGUUUAUUUUAAGUGCCGACUGUUAUGUAAAAAUAUAAAGAUCCGACUUUUUCCUUCUGAUUCUUGUGAAAAUAAAGCAAAAACAAAAAGCUUCUCUUUUAUGAUCUGAAGACCUAAAUAUUGAUUUAAAUGCAGAUGUAUGAAAUGUUGCAUUUUGUCUUUGUUGAAAUUAUAUAAGGAGGACAAAGAGAGGUGUGUGUCGA